This is a messenger RNA of Fragaria vesca subsp. vesca, 4807 nucleotides long. Its product is annotated as phosphoinositide 3-kinase regulatory subunit 4-like. The record is from RefSeq and is a predicted model, not a curated record. Gene Ontology annotation, cellular component: phosphatidylinositol 3-kinase complex, class III, type I; late endosome; nucleus-vacuole junction. Gene Ontology annotation, biological process: macroautophagy; protein targeting to vacuole; autophagy of peroxisome. The coding region runs from base 56 to 4558 and encodes 1500 amino acids. Gene Ontology annotation, molecular function: protein binding; ATP binding; protein serine/threonine kinase activity. The transcript has 10 exons. NCBI's taxonomy places the organism in Eukaryota, Viridiplantae, Streptophyta, Magnoliopsida, Rosales, Rosaceae.
ACUGGUUAUGAUUUGGCAGAGUUUGAGAUGAAUCGAUUGUGAGAGAGAGAGAGAGAUGGGGAACAAGAUAGCGCGGACGACGCAGGUGUCGGCGUCGGAGUAUUACCUGCACGACCUGCCGUCUUCGUAUAACCUAGUGCUGAAAGAGGUUCUAGGUCGCGGACGCUUCUUCAAGUCGAUUCAGUGCAAGCACGACGAGGGUUUGGUCCUCGUCAAGGUCUAUUUCAAGCGCGGCGACUCCAUCGAUCUCCGCGACUACGAGCGCCGUCUCUUCCACAUCAAGGAGACCUUCCGCGCCCUCGAUCACCCUCACGUCUGGCCCUUCCAGUUCUGGCAAGAGACCGAUAAAGCGGCUUAUCUUGUGCGGCAGUACUUGUUCAACAACCUCCAUGAUCGAUUGAGCACCCGCCCCUUUCUCAGUCUCAUCGAGAAGAAAUGGCUGGCUUUCCAGUUGCUUCUGGCACUGAAACAGUGCCAUGACAAAGGAAUAUGUCACGGUGAUAUCAAGUGUGAGAAUGUGCUGGUCACUUCUUGGAACUGGCUCUAUCUUGCCGACUUUGCAUCCUUCAAACCCACCUACAUCCCCUACGACGACCCUUCUGAUUUCUCUUUUUUCUAUGACACUGGUGGAAGAAGGCUUUGUUAUCUUGCUCCCGAGAGAUUUUAUGAGCAUGGAGGUGAGAUGCAAGUUGCACAAGAUGCACCAUUAAGACCAUCCAUGGAUAUAUUUGCUGUAGGGUGUGUGAUUGCUGAGCUUUUCCUCGAGGGUCAGCCCCUAUUUGAACUCUCUCAACUUCUCGCUUAUCGUAGAGGGCAAUACGAUCCUAGUCAACUUCUUGAAAAGAUACCAGAUUUUGGAAUCCGCAAAAUGAUACUUCAUAUGAUUCAGUUGGAACCGGAGUUACGACUUGCUGCUGAUAGCUACCUGCAGGAGUAUACAACUAUUGUGUUUCCGAGUUACUUCUCUCCGUUUCUGCAUAACUUUCAUUGUUUCUGGAAUCCGCUUCAUUGUGAUAUGAGGAUUGCACUUUGCCAGAGUGUUUUUCCUGAGAUACUGAAACAAAUGAUGAGCAAUAGGUCAACUCAGGACACUAGCACCGGACUUGGAACUCCUUCAAACAUCCAUGCUGUUAACAGUAAAUCUUCUCAGGACACGAAGAACAACACUGGUUCUGCAUUCUCCCAAAAUCUUGGAAACUAUGGCAUGCAAUCUCCUGGUGAAUUACUUCAGACAAUCUCUCGUGCAUUUAGGAGAAAUGAUCAUCACUUUCUAAAAAAGAUUACAAUGAAUGAUUUGAAUUCAUUGAUGUCUAAGUAUGACAGCCAAUCAGAUACCUUUGGCAUGCCCUUUUUACCAUUACCUGAAGAUAGUUUGAGAUGUGAGGGCAUGGUUCUGAUUACCUCUCUGCUAUGUUCUUGCAUACGCAAUGUCAAAUUGCCUCAUUUAAGGAGGAGGGCGAUACUUUUGCUGAAGUCAUCUGCAUUGUAUAUUGAUGAUGAUAACCGGCUGCAGCGUGUAAUUCCUUAUGUUGUUGCAAUGCUUUCAGAUCAAGCUGCAAUUGUGCGUUGUGCAGCCUUGGAGACGUUAUGUGACAUUCUCCCUUUAGUUCGAGAUUUUCCUCCUAGUGAUGCAAAAAUUUUUCCUGAGUAUAUUCUGCCAAUGCUUUCCAUGCUUCCUGAUGAUUCAGAGGAAAGUGUAAGGAUAUGUUAUGCCAGUAAUAUAGCUAAGCUGGCACUAACUGCUUAUGGUUUCUUAGUUCACUCAAUAACCUUGAGUGAGGCUGGUGUGCUUGAUGAAGUAAGUUCUAAGAACCAACUGGCAUCAUCUAGUGAGGCAUCUGGUCAGCUCCACAAGUUAAACGGUGAUGCACAGCUUGCCCAGUUGAGAAAGUCCAUAGCUGAAGUCAUUCAGGAGCUUGUUAUGGGUCCUAGGCAAACUCCCAAUAUCAGGAGAGCACUCCUUCAGGAUAUUAGCAAUCUAUGCUGCUUCUUUGGCCAGAGGCAGAGUAAUGACUUUUUGUUACCGAUUCUCCCUGCUUUUCUGAAUGAUCGAGAUGAGCAGCUAAGAGCAGUAUUCUAUGGCCAAAUUGUGUAUGUGUGUUUCUUUGUAGGUCAAAGAAGUGUGGAAGAAUAUCUUUUACCUUAUAUUGAGCAGGCUGUAAGUGAUUCUACAGAGGCCGUUAUUGUCAAUGCAUUGGACUGUUUGGCCAUUUUGUGCAGAAGCGGUUACUUGCGGAAGAGGAUACUCCUGGAAAUGAUUGAGCGGGCAUUUCCAUUACUAUGUUAUCCUAGUCAGUGGGUAAGAAGGUCAGCUGUCAGUUUUAUUGCAGCCAGCAGUGAGUGCUUGGGUGCAGUAGAUUCAUAUGUAUUCCUUGCUCCCGUUAUUCGCCCCCUUCUUCGUAGACAGCCAGCAUCUCUAGCUUCUGAGAAGGCUCUCUUUUCAUGUUUGAAGCCUCCUGUCUCGAGACAGGUAUUUUACCAAGUUCUAGAAAAUGCAAGGAGUUCUGACAUGUUGGAAAGACAGAGAAAAAUAUGGUACAAUUCUCGGCCUCAAUCUAAACAAUGGGAAAAUGUGGAUUUACUUCAUAAAGGGAUUGCAGAAUUGAAUUCGAUGAGGAGCUGGACAGAUGACCAAGAAAAUCCCGAGGGUCAAAAACGUGCUGGAAAUGAAUUGCAACAGGGGAAGCUAACUGAAUGUGAUGAUGGUGUGGCUAAGUUUGGAUGUAUGGGAAGCUUUACGCACAAGGCUUCGAGCACAGUUGACAUUCACGAUCCCUUAUCCUCUGAAAAGUUGCAGUACUCGGGCUUUAUGUGGCCACAGGGAAGUACUGUGAAUAGCUUCAUGUGUGAUAAAUCAUCAGUAGGGAUACCUCUGUACUCCUUUAGCAUGGACAGGCAAGCAGUGGGAGUUACUUCUGCUUCAUCUGAUUCUCCAUUACAAGUGAGUUCUGUAGGAGUUGGUGCGUCAUCUAUGCCAUGGAUGGAUCCAGUAAAUAAAUCUUUUAGUUUAGCUAGUACUGUUCCAGCACCCAAACUGGUGUCAGGAUCAUUCAACAUCGGCAGUGGUUCUAAACAAUUUUAUCGAGUAGUCCAUGAACCAGAUGGUAGGGAUAAUGACCAAACAGCCUUUGUCAAUAGCAAGUUUCAAGAUAUGGGGUUAACUAGUGCUACAAAAGCAAGUUCUAUUACUGUGGAAGAUGCAUCCUCUACAAGUGAUCUAACGGGACUGCCCUCUUCUGCAAGAGCUUCAUCAAUUCCAGAUUCUGGUUGGAGGCCUCGUGGAGUUUUGGUUGCGCACUUGCAAGAGCAUCGGUCUGCUGUCAAUGACAUAGCUAUUUCAACUGAUCAUAGCUUCUUUGUGAGUGCAUCUGAUGAUUCCACUGUCAAGGUCUGGGAUUCGAGAAAGUUGGAGAAGGACAUCUCAUUUAGGUCAAGAUUGACUUAUCAUCUGGAGGGAAGCCGUGCACUAUGCUCUGCAAUGCUUCGGGGCUGUGCUCAAGUUGUAGUUGGGGCAUGUGAUGGCAUGAUACAUAUGUUUUCUGUUGAUUACAUUUCCAGAGGUCUUGGUAAUGUAGUUGAGAAGUACUCAGGGGUUGCUGAUAUCAAGAAGAAAGACACAAAAGAAGGGGCAAUACUUAGCCUUUUGAAUUUCUCAGCUGACAACUGUGCAAAUCAAAUGGUUAUGUACAGCACCCAAAAUUGUGGGAUCCAUCUUUGGGAUAUAAGAACGAAUUCAGAUUCAUGGACACUGAAAGCAACUCCGGAAGAGGGCUAUGUGUCUUCCCUAGUAACAGGGCCUUGUGAAAAUUGGUUUGUAUCAGGAUCUUCAAGGGGUGUGCUCACUCUUUGGGAUAUGAGGUUCCUUGUUCCUGUGAACUCAUGGCAGUAUUCUGCUGUUUGCCCCAUAGAGAAGAUGUGUCUUUUCCUUCCUCCUCCAAAUGCUUCUGUAUCUGCUGCUGCAAGGCCCCUUGUUUAUGUAGCUGCAGGCUGCAACGAAGUUUCUCUUUGGAAUGCAGAAAAUGGCACCUGCCAUCAGGUGUUGAGGGUUGCCAGUUACGAAAGUGACACUGAAAUGUCUGAGGUGCCUUGGGCCUUGUCCAGAUCAUCAGCUAAAAAUUCUAAAGCGGAUAUGAGACGGAAUGUUAAUCCUCAUUACAGAGUUGAUGAACUGAAUGAACCACCUCCUCGGAUUCCUGGCAUCCGUUCAUUGCUUCCCUUACCUGGGGGUGAUUUGUUAACCGGGGGAACUGACUUGAAGAUACGUCGAUGGGAUCAUUACAGCCCCGAACGAAGUUACUGUAUUUGUGGGCCAAACUUGAAGGGUGUGGGAAAUGAUGAUUUCUAUGGAAUACGAUCUAGCUUUGGUGUGCAAGUUGUGCAGGAGACGAAAAGACGGCCUCUAACAACAAAGUUGACAGCCAAGGCAGUUCUUGCAGCUGCUGCCACUGAUACUGCUGGCAGCCAUCGUGAUUCAAUCCUUUCAUUGGCCUCUGUUAAGUUGAACCACAGACACUUAAUAUCAAGCAGUAGAGACGGGGCAAUCAAGGUCUGGAAGUGAGCCAACAGAAUCAGAGACACUUCGCAGCAAUGCCCGUCAAGUUCGUAUAUUGUAGUUAGCGUAUGACAAAACUUUGACAGUCAACAGGUAUUGGCUGUCCCCUGGUAGAUAUAUUAUGGCUUAUACCCAUACUUGGAUUUAGAGUUUGUAACAUAUAGUAGAUAGGAACUUGUAUCACCCCACUGUACAUGUCUCGCUUGAUACAGUCGCAAUUGAUAAAUGCAGAAUGGUUAAAAAUCUAAAAUUGUG